Messenger RNA from Rotaria socialis, 831 nucleotides. The record is from the annotation of a GenBank genome assembly. NCBI's taxonomy places the organism in Eukaryota, Metazoa, Rotifera, Eurotatoria, Philodinida, Philodinidae.
AUGGCUACGGCUACAUCCGGGCAAAGCCUAGACUACCCGACAAUCGUUCGAAAAUUUAUGGAUCCCAGCUUUUUGGAUAACAUCAUUAAGAAUGUGAGCGAAAUGUUCGAUAAAAUGAAUGUUAUGGACAGAUUUUUAUUCAGCGAAUACACUGACUUCAUAAGAAAUGUGAAGGAAUUCAAGGAAUCGUUAUUGGAAUUUAUUCUUGAAUCAAAAAUUCAGUUGUCUGUCCUAAAAGAUAAUUUCCAAAAGCCAAAGUACAAACAAGCUGAUGAACACCGGAAGGUAGAAUUUAUCAAACAGCGAUUGGACAAAAAAAAAGAGACCUUAUUGGACUACUUGCACGCAUGUGAUCGAUUAAUCCAAACAUCGAUUCAACUGCAUCAGAAGUAUGGCACAUGGAUAUUUAAAGCGAAAUAUGUUGCUUUACACUUACUCGGCUUCACAAUCGGUGGAGCUAUAGCCGGGUUCACUAUUGGCUUAGUUUUGCCGUUUCUGGAGCCAAUUGAAAUGUGCGCCGGCGCUUUGGUUGGUGGAUUGAUCGGCUUAGGCUAUGUUGCCUAUGAACUUAUUUUCAACUGGGAACAUCAUAUGAACAAGAUCGAAGUAAUACGAGAUAACUUGAAAGAAGUACAACGUGCAUUGCAACAUGUCUUGCAACAAAUGCAAUCAAGCUAUGAAAAAUUCGGCAUGACGAAAGAUGAAAUACGGAACCAAUCGGAGAACAACUCAUUCCAAGAUAUCCAUGAUUUAGAGCAGUAUGUGUUGAGAACGCUCGAUGGAUUCAUUGUGCUACAAGGCGCUUUAUCAAAAGUAAAUACCGAUAUGUAA